GCGGAUUCAGCCCAGCGGUCCAUCAAGUCCAGUAGCGUGCCUCACACAGGGGCUAACCGGAUCGGUUGCAUCCUUCCCCUUAUCUGCCUUCUUCAGCCCGUAUUUGAAUGGAACGAAAUUAAUGAAUUUAAUUAGUCUGAGUUUUUCUUGUCAUGGUCAGAUAGAAAAGCAACAGCCAGUCAAAAAAUAAUGCCGGCAUUGUACGUGGAUAUACUAGAAAACGUUUGUGCGUACAAAACCAGGUGGUGCGACAUGGAGAUGAGAUUGCACGGUACUGAAUAAUAGAUGAUGCCCCGGCCGGGCGGGCAACCCCAGAGAUUGCUUUGACUCUCCGAGGAGGACUUAACGUGGAGUUCAGAAGAUCUUGGACGCUUCAAGCAAAGCUGUGUGCCUGUCGGUCUCUGUUUCCUACUCGAUGAAUCCACCUCUUAUUUUCUAGCAGGGCAACUCGAGACUUCGGACUCCCCCUUAGACCGUUGAUUGUAGCUGGGAGGGAGCCUAGAUCGACAUACGGGGGUGAAGUGGCCAAUGAGAAAGCGACUUGGACACCGCCAUCGCGGACGGGCAAGCUCAAGGGCCAAUAGGCGUGAGAAGGCGGGGUUUAGUGGAGGGGACUCGCGGCCAACACCGGUAGCUCGUGUCAUUCCCGGUCGGGUAACGCGGCGGCAACGCUGAGCGGGGAGUAGUACGAGAGGAAGAGGGCUGCGGCAGCGUUGUGAGGGCAGGGCUGUGCCUGUGAAAUGAGACCAUGACAACUGAUGAGGCUACAAAGAAGGAAGGAGAGGUCCAAACAGCAACUCUUGCUCAACAAGGCGAGGAUAUCACACCAAACAAAGAUCAAGGUGUUCUGAAGAUUGUGAAGAGACCAGGGAAUAAAGAUGAAUCUCCUAUGAUUGGAGACAAGGUUUAUGUCCACUACAAAGGGAAGCUGGCCAAUGGGAAAAAGUUUGAUUCCAGCCGUGAUAGGAAUGAACCAUUUGUCUUCAGCCUGGGCAAAGGCCAGGUCAUUAAGGCAUGGGAUAUUGGGAUUGCCACCAUGAAAAAGGGAGAGAUUUGCCACUUGCUGUGUAAACCAGAAUAUGCAUAUGGUUCUGCUGGCAGUGUUCCUAAAAUCCCCUCCAAUGCAACACUCUUCUUUGAGAUUGAGCUGCUUGAUUUCAAAGGAGAAGAUUUAUUUGAGGAUGGAGGCAUCAUCCGUAGAAUUAAAAAGAAAGGUGAAGGAUACUCCAACCCCAAUGAAGGAGCUACUGUACAAAUCCAUUUGAAAGGAUUCUGUAGUGGUAGAAUGUUUGAUUGCAGAGAUGUAGCAUUUACUGUUGGAGAAGGAGAAGACCAUGACAUUCCCAUUGGAAUUGACAAAGCUCUGGAAAAGAUGCAAAGGGGAGAAUACUGUAUCCUGCAUAUUGGAGUACCAUAUGGAUUUGGUGAAGCAGGAAAACAUAAAUUUGGCAUAGAGCCAAAUACUGAACUUGUAUAUGAAGUUACACUGAAAAGCUUUGAAAAGGCCAAAGAAUCUUGGGAGAUGGACACCAAAGAGAAACUUGAGCAGGCUGCCAUUGUCAAAGAGAAAGGAACUGUGUACUUCAAGGAAGGCAAGUACCCUCAAGCAGUGAUUCAGUAUGGGAAGAUUGUAUCCUGGCUAGAAAUGGAAUAUGGCUUAUCAGAAAGGGAAUCAAAAACUUCAGAGUCCUUAUUGCUGGCAGCCUUCCUCAACCUUGCCAUGUGCUACUUGAAGUUACGGGACUAUGCUAAGGCUAUUGAGUAUUGCAAUAAGGCAUUGGCAUUGGACCAGGCCAAUGAAAAGGGCUUAUACAGAAGAGGUGAAGCACGACUACUAAUGAAUGAAUUUGAAUUGGCACGAUGUGACUUUCAAAAAGUUCUAGAUGUGAAUCCGCAAAACAAGGCUGCGAAGUCACAGAUCACAGUGUGUCAAAAGAAGAUGAAGGAACACAAUGAUCGUGAUCGAAAGAUAUAUGCCAACAUGUUCAAGAAAUUUGCAGAGAGAGAUGCAAAGGAAGAGGCCAGUAAAACCACAGGAGAGAAGGGAGACCCAGCGUCUUCUGAAAUUGGGCUAGAGAAGACAGUAACUGAAGGCAAAGAAUCAGAAGGCCAUGUAUGACUGCAUGGCAGAAAGACAAUCCUCCUAAACUCAGCCUGCACUCAAACAGGUUUCUGAAGAACUCAGAAUGCAACAGUGUUUAUUGUAAAGCUUGUUACAGUAGGCAUCAUUGUGGAAGCAAAAAGCCUAUCCAGCAGCUUCACAAGAAACUAUCAAAUCAUCAUUACUGUUAUGAGCAUGCUCAGCAGUGGAAUGAGUAGAGGGACAGUGUGGGACCACUCCAAGUGGAACAAAUGGUUUAAAAACAACAACACCACAAUGGCUAGAGAAGUUUGUUUUUACUGCAAUGGUUCAGUAGAACUCCAGUUUGCAUCAGAUCUCCAGACAGUGACCAGGGCUCCAUAAAAUGAGUUAGCAUAUUUAGGAACUGUCUGCUGAAUAAUUUUGGCAUUGCGUUUGGUUGUACUAUAGUAGCACCACAUGGAUUGUAUGUUAUCUGUCUUUUUAAAAAAUCCACAAAGUGCUAUCACCAGUAGGCAUUGUUCUAGAAUCAAAUGGAGAACAUUUUUAUGGACUUGAAAGCCAGACUCCCAGGAUCUUGUUAUCUUAGAUUUCAAAUGGGAUUUUGUAUCACAAACUGGUUUCUUGGGAAGCUCAAUAGUUUUAUUCUUAACUGAUUGCUUGCUGGAAACAGCCCUUCCCCUGAUGUUUGUGCAUUGCAGUAGCAUACAUACCAACUUGUGUACAAGUGUAUUUCUUCUCUCCCUGCUCUUCCAUUGGCCAAAUAAGAUGAUUAGCAUUGUUGGUUUUGAUAGUGCUAGAAACCUACUUUGGGGGGAUGGUGGACACCUGUAUUGAAUUAGGUGCCCUCUUCUCCCCCUCCCCCCACUGGAAGGUGACAAGGAUAUCCACAGAUCUGUCAUGCUAAACUGGGGCAAAUUUAUGCAGUGAUGGACUUAUUUACAGCAUACUUACACCUUUCUAAAGGGUAUUUGGGAUUCCUCUUCUGAAAUACUGCAGUAUCAUUGAUUGGGAUAUAACAACAUUUCUUUUCAAUAAAUUAUUAGCUCUUCUAACAAUG
Molecule: messenger RNA, 3140 nt
Organism: Heteronotia binoei (common prickly gecko)
Lineage: Eukaryota; Metazoa; Chordata; Lepidosauria; Squamata; Gekkonidae
Gene: FKBP5
Product: FKBP prolyl isomerase 5
Exons: 11
Coding region: 749-2119 (456 amino acids)
Molecular function (GO): peptidyl-prolyl cis-trans isomerase activity; protein binding
Source: RefSeq, a predicted model, not a curated record